AUGAACCCUAAGCCAGGCAAAUCCCCGGUUGCCUAUGUUCAUCCGUCCAAGUAUAUCGAUUAUCAGCUCGUCCCGGAUCUGGAAAGCGGCAAGAAAUGCAUCGAUCUUCUGGCCACGGACGGCUUCGAAGUGAGCGGCAACGACAAGUUCGAUUGGAUUCACGACACGUACCUCAUUCUGAUCCGCAUGUUUCCGAAAAGGUGUCCACCAACGACUAUCAUCUCUCUCAAUGCACGAUUCGAUCCUCAUUUCCAUAUGCGCGUUGGCGCAGCACUCCGAAGCUUGAGGGAGCAAGGUUAUCUUCUAAUUGGCACCGGCGGUGCAGUUCAUAAUCUUUACCGAAACGUUUGGCAGCCUAUGUUGAAGUACUCCGACAACUUUGCCCAAGAAACGCCUCCGGCGAAUUGGGCGAUGGAAUUUCGUCAGGCAGUCGAAGACGUUAUUUCUGGAAAUAGCGGACCCGACCUUCGUCGAGCUAUCACAAGGCUAAUGAAGCAUCCCAGGUUCCGAGACGCCCAUGCAACAGAUGACCAUUUCAUGGCUGCCGCGUUUGUUGCAGGAGCUGCCGGUAGUGAAGAUGACAUUGGAACGUACGGAAGGCUAGAAGCGGAAACAUGGGAGCUUACGAAUAUGUGCAAUUCGCAAUUCACCAUCGGGCAGUGGGCAUGA
This is a messenger RNA of Didymosphaeria variabile, 669 nucleotides long. RefSeq lists its product as uncharacterized. Bases 1 to 669 code for a protein of 222 amino acids. The transcript has a single exon. The record is from RefSeq and is a predicted model, not a curated record. Lineage: Eukaryota; Fungi; Ascomycota; Dothideomycetes; Pleosporales; Didymosphaeriaceae. Gene Ontology annotation, molecular function: ferrous iron binding; zinc ion binding; oxidoreductase activity, acting on single donors with incorporation of molecular oxygen.